Molecule: messenger RNA, 1329 nt
Organism: Dioszegia hungarica
Lineage: Eukaryota; Fungi; Basidiomycota; Tremellomycetes; Tremellales; Bulleribasidiaceae
Product: P-loop containing nucleoside triphosphate hydrolase protein
Exons: 10
Coding region: 1-1329 (442 amino acids)
Biological process (GO): mRNA splicing, via spliceosome; mRNA export from nucleus
Molecular function (GO): ATP binding; RNA helicase activity; RNA binding
Source: RefSeq, a predicted model, not a curated record
AUGUCCCGCCCCGACGAGGAAGAACUCGUAGACUACGACGAGGCCGCAGAGGAGACCUUUGCGCCCUCCGUAGCGACCAACGGUGUCAAGGGAGAGGGUGACAAGAAGGGAUCUUAUGUUGGAAUUCACUCGACCGGGUUCAGGGACUUUUUGCUCAAGCCCGAGCUCCUCCGAGCUAUCUCUGACCUUGGUUUCGAGCACCCGUCUGAGGUCCAGCAGGAAUGUAUCCCUCAGGCUAUUCUCGGUACCGACGUCCUCUGUCAGGCCAAGUCUGGUAUGGGUAAGACCGCCGUCUUUGUCCUUGCCUGCCUUCAGCAAAUCGAACCCGUCGACGGCGAAGUCGGAAUUGUCAUUCUUUGCCACACUCGAGAACUCGCCUACCAGAUCCGAAACGAAUUCGCCCGUUUCUCCAAGUUUAUGACCAAUGUCCGGACCGACGUAUUCUACGGUGGAACCCCCGUCUCGGCCGACGCCGAAAAGCUCGCGGCCAAGGACAAGUGCCCGCACAUUGUCGUCGGUACCCCCGGCCGCAUGAUGGCCCUCGUCCGCGACAAGAAGCUCAAGGCGGACAAGGUUAAGCACUUUGUGUUGGACGAGUGCGACAAGAUGCUGGAACAGCUUGCUUACCUCGUUUCUUUCUCUUCAACCCUAUCCACGCCAACAGACAUGCGCCGCGACGUCCAGGAAAUCUUCCGCGCCACUCCCCACCACAAGCAGGUCAUGAUGUUCUCGGCUACCCUCUCCAAGGAGAUCCGCACGACUUGCAAAAAGUUCAUGCAGAGUCCCCUCGAGAUCUACGUCGACGACGAGACCAAGCUCACCCUCCACGGUCUCCAGCAGUACUUCCUCCAGCUCGAAGAGAAGGAGAAGAACAGGAAGCUCAACGACCUCCUCGACAAUCUCGAGUUCAACCAGGUCUGCAUCUUUGUCAAGUCGGUCGCUCGGGCGACCCAGCUCGACGCUCUCCUCCAGGAGUGCAACUUCCCGUCUAUCUGCAUUCACUCUGCUCUUCCUCAGCCGGAACGUAUCUCCCGGUUCCAGCAGUUCAAGGCGUUCGAGAAGCGUAUCUUGGUCGCCACCGACAUUUUCGGCCGUGGUAUCGAUGUUGAGCGUGUCAACGUGGUCAUCAACUACGACGCACCCGGAGACGCCGACUCGUAUCUCCACCGAGUGGGUCGUGCAGGCCGUUUCGGUACAAAAGGUCUCGCCAUCUCGUUUGUGUCUAGCGACGCCGACAAGGAGGUGCUCCAGAAGAUCCAGGACAGGUUCACGGUCGCUAUCCCGACCUUGCCCGAGACUGUCGACCCUUCCACCUACAUGACCUCGUAA